AUGAAGUGGCGUCUCACACUUGAGUGCGAUGCCAUCGGACAUCCCCAGCCGCACAUCUAUUGGCUGUUCAACGGCGAGGAUGCCAGCUUGGAUAACGAGACGAGAAUCGAGCUCAAUCGCCUUGUGAUCCAUCAUGUACAAAAGCGGCACGCGGGCGUCGUUCAAUGUUUUGCCCGCAAUCAGUUGGGCGAGACCAGCGAAGGAAAUUUGUUGCGUGUGAAUCCGUUGCAGAUAAGCGGCGAAGACGAUCAACCGCUGGGCAAUGUUCCAUUGCGCUUUGAUCACGAACCCAGCCAUGGAUCCUCCUCAUCCGGAUCUUCGUCCUCUUCUGGCUCCUCGUCGAUGACGUCAUCGUCACGCAACAAAAACAAGCGCAAAUAUAUGAGAGUUGGUAAGUACACAAUUGUAAUUUUUGUUGUUCUUUUUGUUGCUUUGUUCACUGUAUUUCAUUUCGAUUUACAAUUACAAUUAGAGAGAAUGGCUUAUGGGGUAAUUGAUAAUCGGUAAUUGGUAGUCUGUAAUCGGUAAUCGAUAAACUCCCCAGCGCCCACCCAAAAAAAAAACUAAAAGAAUUCAAAGUACAAUUAAA
Molecule: messenger RNA, 589 nt
Organism: Drosophila sulfurigaster albostrigata
Lineage: Eukaryota; Metazoa; Arthropoda; Insecta; Diptera; Drosophilidae
Product: interference hedgehog-like
Exons: 3
Coding region: 1-507 (168 amino acids)
Source: RefSeq, a predicted model, not a curated record